UUAGCAUUGACAUGAACCUAUUUGUUCUCCCAGAUUACAACCCAAGAGACCAGAAUCCUAAACAACAAGAACAAAGCAGCAGGAGCAGGAGAUUAGAGACAACUGGAGAACAGAGGGAGAGGUCCACAGGCUACUGGUUUCUCUCUCUUCUACCCUGGCUUCUCUCUUGGUGCUGUGCUGUGUGUGCCCUUUUCUAUUCAGUCGGUUGCCCUCUCUCCCAAGCCAAACACCACCACCCCUCUCUCUCCCUUUCUUCCGCUUGCCGCUUUCCCCACCCAAUCCGUCCGUCGGGCCACCUCCUCUCUGGCGGGGCGGGCGAUCCCCCGCAGAUUCCGCGCGAUUCGGCGCCGAUUCGGGGCUUUUCUCGGCGAAUCGGCGGGGAUCGGGCCCCGGGCAGGAGGUCAGGGCCUUGUGAUCGCUAGCCCUUGCUCCGCGCGUCGCUGCUUGGUGCCUGGCGUGUGGGGGUGGGGGCUUGGGUGCCUGCGUGCGGCGGUUGCUGCUGCGUCGGUGCGUCUAGGUGUCGCAAGUGGAAUAGGAGAAAGCUUUUGGCUGCUAGGACGCUUAUCAGUGUUGAAUUUGUAGAACUGAUAUUGUGGUUUUUGUACUGAUUGGAGUUUAGUUGUCAUGGAAUCCAGGAAACCUCCAUUUGUUUUACGUAACUCUUUGGAACAUUUCACUUGGAGCUUGCGUAACAUCACCUUCCCUGAAGUAAAAGAUAUAUGGGCUGAUUUUGGCAUUUCAUGGGAGGUUUUGAAGAUGAUGAACCACCCUCAAAAUGCGCAAGAGCAUCCUCAGUAGAAUCCGCAAGUUUGCCAGAUUGUUUCUCUUUUUCAAAAUCUGCCAAUCCUUUGGGAAGUACAAUGGCUAGACCUUUGCCUUCCCAAGGGAAAGAAGUUAUGGUUGGUUCUAAAGGCGUUAUUAAGAGGGAAGAAUUUGUCAGGAUAAUCACAAAAACUCUGUAUAGUCUUGGAUAUGGAAAAAGUGGAGCAGUUCUGGAGGAAGAAUCAGGGAUAACUUUACAUACCCCUAUGGUGAAUCUUUUCAGAAAGCAGGUGGUUGAUGGUAAAUGGGAUAAUGCAGUGGUUACCUUGAAUAAGAUUGGCCUUCUGGAUGAAAAUAUUGUGAAAUCUGCUGCGUUUUUGAUAUUGGAGCAGAAAUUCUUUGAACUUCUGAGAAAUGACAAUGUCUUAGGUGCUAUGAAGUCUUUACAAAGUGAAAUCACACCCCUUGGUGUUAACAGAAAAAGAGUGCAUGAACUGUCGAGUUGUAUAAUUUCUUGUUCUCCACAGCAGGUGUUCGUUGGUUUUUCAAAGCUUGGCAUUGAUUCUUCUAGUUCACGGCAGAAGCUCCUAGAGGACUUGCAAAAGGUGCUCCCUCCAACUGUUAUGGUACCAGAGAGAAGGUUAGAGAAUCUAGUUGAGCAAGCACUUACUGUACAACGCGAUGCUUGCUAUUUCCAUAAUUCUAUUGAUGGGUUGUCGCUCUACAUUGAUCAUCACUGUGGGAAGGAUCAGAUACCAUCUCGCACGCUACAGGUUUUGCGUGCACACCACGAUGAAGUGUGGUUUCUCCAAUUUUCAAACAAUGGGAAGUAUUUAGCCUCAGCAUCAAAUGAUAAAUCCGCAAUCAUAUGGGAGGUCGAUGAAGAUGGAGAGCUAUUACUGAAGCACACAUUGAGUGGUCACGAGAAGUCGGUAAUGAUGGUUGCGUGGAGCCCUGAUGAUCGCCAGCUUCUCACAUGUGGAAUGGAAGAAACCAUCCGACGCUGGGAUGUUGAAUCUGGCAAAUGUCUUCAUGUUUAUGAAAAACCUGGCAUUGGUUUGAUAUCGUGUGCCUGGUUUCCAAAUGGAAAGCAAAUAUUGUCUGGUCUAACCAAUCAAAACUUCUGCAUUUGGGAUUUACAUGGUAAAGAAGUUGAUUCGUGGAAUGGGCAAAGAUCAUCAAAAACAUCUGAUUUUGCUGUAGCAAAAGAUGGAAAGCUUAUUAUAAGCAUGAAUAGGGAGUGCACAAUUAUUUUAUUUGAUAGGGAGACAAAACAGGAGAGGUUAAUUGAAGAAGAUCAUACAAUCACUUCAUUUUCUCUAUCAGAAGAUGGCGAUUUCUUGCUUGUAAAUCUUACAAGUGAGGAGAUUCAUUUGUGGAACAUAAGGAAUGGUCCUAUUCGAGUCAACCGGUACAGUGGUCAUAAGCGCAGCCGGUUUGUGAUAAGGUCUUGUUUUGGUGGAUCUGAGCAGGCGUUUAUUGCUAGUGGGAGUGAAGAUUCGCAGGUCUAUAUAUGGCAUAGAGCCACCGGUGAUCUCAUUGAGACUCUGCCUGGUCAUUCCGGCACAGUCAAUUGCGUAAGCUGGAAUCCUGCAAACCCACACAUGCUCGCAUCGGCAAGCGAUGAUCAUACAAUUCGUAUAUGGGGGGUGAAGAAGGCCGGUCUGAAGCGUAAGGAUGUUGGCAGCAGCAAUGGGAUCCACGCAAAUGGCAACGCUCAUGGCAAUGGUUUCGUUCACCAGUGCAACGGGAACAGCAGCAAAUGAUUGCCUAGGCAGUAUGCCCCCGUGGAUGGUUUACUGGCAUUUGUAAAUCCCCUCCUUUUCCUUUACUUUGGUCCAGGAAGAAGAACGAUAGUAAAACAAAGCCGCAGCACAAAGUGUGGGGAAACCUGCUGGGUUUCAUGCACCAUCUUUCCCUUGUUCCAUCAUGACUGUUGUCACAUUUAUUUCUUAAUUCAAGCUGGGAUAGAAUUAUGAUAUUA
Messenger RNA from Phragmites australis (common reed), 2746 nucleotides. RefSeq names its product WD repeat-containing protein 26 homolog. The record is from RefSeq and is a predicted model, not a curated record. The transcript has 6 exons. Bases 741 to 2528 code for a protein of 595 amino acids. Gene Ontology annotation, molecular function: protein binding. Lineage: Eukaryota; Viridiplantae; Streptophyta; Magnoliopsida; Poales; Poaceae.